Messenger RNA from Soboliphyme baturini, 437 nucleotides. The record is from the annotation of a GenBank genome assembly. NCBI's taxonomy places the organism in Eukaryota, Metazoa, Nematoda, Enoplea, Dioctophymatida, Soboliphymatidae.
UUGUCCGUUGUUUACACAGCAUAUUUCAGGGUUGAAAAAUAUCGACCAAAACGAUUUGAAGACUUGAUAUCUCACCAGGAUGUCUUGGCUACAAUUAACCGAUUUCUUCAAGAAGACAAGCUGCCCCACCUGCUGUUUUAUGGUCCUCCAGGCACUGGCAAGACGAGUACCAUUUUCGCCAUAGCUCAACAGUUAUACUCAAAGAAUGAGUUUAACUCUAUGGUUUUGGAACUGAACGCUUCUGACGACCGCGGCAUUGGCGUGGUGCGCGAACAGAUUCUCAGCUUCUGCAGCACAAGGACUAUAUUCAACAAGGGUUGCAAGUUGAUCAUUUUGGAUGAGGCAGACGCGAUGACCGCUGACGCACAAAAUGCAUUGCGUAGAGGUAUGAUGGUCUGUUCUUUUAAUUUUUUGGAAUUUUCCAGAAUGUUCUAAUA